Neofelis nebulosa (Clouded leopard) is the source of this 832-nucleotide messenger RNA. RefSeq names its product small ribosomal subunit protein eS1-like. Gene Ontology annotation, molecular function: structural constituent of ribosome. Lineage: Eukaryota; Metazoa; Chordata; Mammalia; Carnivora; Felidae. The record is from RefSeq and is a predicted model, not a curated record. Gene Ontology annotation, biological process: translation. Gene Ontology annotation, cellular component: ribosome; cytosol.
GUGAAAGCAUCAGCUAUGUUCAAUGUAAGAAAUAUUGGAAAAACACAAGUCGUGAGAGCUCAAGGAAGCAAAAUUGAAUCUGAUGGCCUCAAUGGUAGUGUUUUGGAGGUGAGCCUUGCUGAUCUGCAGAAUGAUGAAGUUACACUUAGAAAAAUCAAGCAAAUUGCUGAGGAUGUACAGGGCAAAAACUGUCUGACUAAUUUUCAUGGCAUGCAUUUUAACCCUGACAAAACGUGUUCCAUGGAAAAAUGGUAGACCAUGAUUAAAGCUCAUGUUGAUGUUAAGACUACCGAUGGUUAUUUGCCUUGUGUAUUUUGUGUUGAUUUUACUAAAAAAAUGCAACAGAUUUGUAAGACUUCUUAUGCUCAGUUCCAACUGGUCCACCAAAUUUCGAAAAAAGAUAAUGCAUACCAUGACCUGAGAGGUGCAAAUGACUUAAAAAAAAAAAAGUCAAUCAGCAUCAGACAAGACAUAGGAAAAGCUUAUAAAUCUACUUAUCCAUUCCAUGAUAUCUUUGUUAGAAAAGUAAAAAUGCUGGAGAAGCCCAGAUUUGAACUGGGAAAGCUUAUGGACCUUUCUGGUAAAGGUAGUAGUUCUGGAAAAGCGACUAGAGAUGAGACCAGUGCUAAAACUGAACAAGCUGAUGGGUCUGAGCCACCAGCCCAAGAAUCUGUGUGAAAUUCAGACAUUUAAUGGUGACAGAUAAAAAAAUCCUAUUGGUGAAAAUAAAUAAACAAAUAAAUAAAUAAACAAAUAAAAUUGAAACUGUAUAUUAAUCUGACAAUUUAGAUGCUGCAAUUUGAGGAAAAUAUAACUUAACAGUACUAAAAGG